Molecule: messenger RNA, 738 nt
Organism: Mitosporidium daphniae
Lineage: Eukaryota; Fungi; Microsporidia
Product: peroxisomal membrane protein
Exons: 1
Coding region: 1-738 (245 amino acids)
Cellular component (GO): membrane; cytoplasm
Source: RefSeq, a predicted model, not a curated record
AUGUUUAAAAACUCUGCCCGGUUCUACAAUCAUUUGCUAAACCGCUACACAUAUCCCGUACAAAUGGCGUCUGCCGGCAUGCUUUGGUUUUCGGGUGAUGUCCUCUGCCAAUACUUGGUUUGGCACGCCAGCUCGGGCACCGAGCUUUCCUGCUGUACGUCUGCCACAUGCCCAGAGUGCAUUUGCGAUUCUACAAUGACACCUGUGCAGCGGGAGCGCUCCACAUUUACUCAGCAAAUCGACUGGCCAAGAUCUGUUCGAAUGACUUUGUAUGGAACGUUUUUUUCUGCGCCAAUUUAUACAUUCUGGUUUACCCUUUUAGAAAAGCUUUCAACACACACGUUCAAAUCCUACCCGAGCUCCGUGAUACCCUCAAAGCUGCUCAAAACUCCCUCCCAUCUUCAAAGCGCAAAAGUUUCCAACGCAACAUCCAGAUUGCUAAAAAUAACUGCCUUCAAGACUUUCCUUGACGUAAUCGUAUUUGAUCCUUUCUAUUUGUCGUUCUUUUUUACCGUCUCCGGCUGCAUGGAAAAUAGGUCAAAAGAGGAUAUCAAAAAAAAGCUGCAUGACGAGCUUUCCACAACGUAUUUGACUGGCGUUGCUGUGUGGCUUCCAAUUCAAUUCGCCAACUUCCGAUACAUUCCGGUCCCUUAUCAACCCUUGAUCGUCCAAGGUGUAAAUCUUUUUUGGAAUUCUUUCCUUUCUUGGGUCCAACACAAAGAAUCUAGGAAUCAUUAA